AUGAAAUUGAUUUCAGAAAUAUCAUUCUUUAAAUUUAUAAAUAAUAAAUCAAAUAAUGGUGAAUUUGAAUCAGCAACUCAAGAAUAUAGCGAAACUAUAAUUGAAGAACAAAAUAUUUUAAAAAAUCAAGAAGAGGGAGAAGAAAUAGUUGAAAAUGAAAAUGAACCAGAAAUUGAAAAGGAAUUAACAGAAACAAUAAUUAUAAAUGAAUCAAUUGAAAAUAUUAAGUUAUUUGGUAAUAAUAAUAAUAAUAGUAAUAAUAAUAAUAAAAAGAAUAAUAAUAAUAAUAAAAAAUCAAGAAAGAAAAGAAAAGUACAUGAAAAUAAUAAUAAUAAAAGUGUUGAUGUUCAAUAUAAAAAGGGUUAUUUUAUAAAUUCAAGAGGAAUGAAAUUAGUUUGUCAAGAAUGGAUACCACAUAAUCCAAGAGGUAUUGUUAUAGUUUUACAUGGAUAUGGUGAUCAUGGACAAACUACAUUAGCAGAAGAUUGUAAGAUUAUGGCAAGAAAUGGAUUUGCAUCAUUUAUUUAUGAUCAACAAGGACAUGGAUUAAGUGAAGGUGUACCAGCGUAUAUUAGGGAUUUUGAUGAUUUAGUAGAGGAUUCAUUAUUGUUUAUAUCAGAUAUUAAAUUUAGAUUUCCAAGAUUAAAGAGAUUCGUUUGUUGUACAAGUAUGGGUGGUGCAGUUGGUACAUUGGUUUCAUUAAGAAAACCAGAAGUAUUCGAUGGUGGUUUAAUUCUAUUGGCACCAUUGAUAAAGUUGGAUGAAAAUAUGAUACCAAAUCCAAUAUUAGUUUCAUUGUUAACAUGGGUUUCAAAAUCAUUUCCAACAUUAGCAAUUGUACCAGGAGAGAAUGUUUUGGAUCGUUCGAUCAAAGAUCCACAGAAAAGGGUUGAACAUGCAAAUCAUCCAUUAACUUAUAAAGGUAGAGCACGUAUUGGUACUGGUUUAGCAAUUCUAAAGGCAACAAGUUUUCUUCAAUCCCAUUUGGAGGAUAUUUCAGUUCCUCUUUUAAUUUUACAUGGUUCAUUGGAUAGAGUUUCUUCUCCAACCGUAAGUGAAGAACUCUACAAGAAAGCAAUCAGUGCCGAUAAAACUUUAAAAUUAUAUCCAACUUUUUGGCAUGGUAUAACCUCUGAAAAAGAUGCUGAUAUAGUUUAUAAUGAUAUUAUUAAUUGGAUGAUUGAAAGAUUAAAUCCUAAAAAAGAUUUUGUUGGUUCAGCCAGUUUUUAA
Dictyostelium discoideum AX4 is the source of this 1230-nucleotide messenger RNA. RefSeq lists its product as hypothetical. NCBI's taxonomy places the organism in Eukaryota, Evosea, Eumycetozoa, Dictyosteliales, Dictyosteliaceae. The transcript is spliced from 2 exons. The coding region runs from base 1 to 1230 and encodes 409 amino acids. The record is from RefSeq and is a predicted model, not a curated record.